Molecule: messenger RNA, 928 nt
Organism: Ilex paraguariensis (yerba mate)
Lineage: Eukaryota; Viridiplantae; Streptophyta; Magnoliopsida; Aquifoliales; Aquifoliaceae
Source: the annotation of a GenBank genome assembly
CACGAGGAAUACAAGGAUUAGGUUAAUAAAUCUAGAAAUUGAUGCAUUGCUGAAGGAGUUGAUAAGGUCAUACCAUCUAUUUCACUUAUUUGCACAAAUUGCACUCAUUUCCACUGUGUUUCUUGCUGCAGGAGCACCAGUUAAGGUCAGAAGACCUGGUGAUUACACCCCGUCACUGGUUGCUACUCUUGGCCCAAGCCAACCUAAUCCCAACCUGGACCUUGCUGCUGUUGGUUUGACACUAGGCUCCGCUGGUGGGCUUGAGGGUCCUGACCGUAUCUUUGUGGGUGGGCUUCCCUAUUACUUCACAGAGUCAUGUUCGCUUCGCCUAAGGUCCUCAAGGCGACGCAUCCUCGCUUCGCCUCAAGGCGAGCUUUUCAAAACACUGCUUUGGGGUUUUGAUCUGGUGAAAGAUAGAGAAACCGAAAACUCAAAAGGUUAUGCGUUCUGUGUCUAUAAGGAUAUGUCGGUCACAGAUGUUGCCUGUGCAGCUCUUAAUGGUAUAAAGAUGGGUGACAAAACUCUUACUGCGCAGCAACAAAUAGCCCUGCAGAGACUCGUGUUACAACCUGGUGCAUUGGCUACUAAAGUUUUAUGCUUAAGUUAUGUGGUUACUGCGGAUGAGCUCAAAGAUGAUGAGGAUUACGAUGAUAUAUUGGAAAAUAUGAGAACAGAAUGUGGAAAAUUUGGUACUUUAGUUAAUGUGGUCAUUCCGCGGCCAAAUCUGAAUGGGGAAACUGCACCCGGAGUUGGAAAGGUGUUUUUAGAGUAUGGAGAUGUUGAGACCUCUACUAAAGCUCGAUCGGGGCUGAACGGAAGAAAAUUUGGCGGGAGUCAAGUUUUGGCUGUAUUCUAUCCAAAGAAGAACAAGUUCUCUGAGGGGGAUUAUGAUGGCCAGUUGUUGUCCGCUCUGCUUAAUGUCUUAUAA